AUGUGUUUUGUUUGCCCAUAUCGUUUCACCAGAUUUCAAGAAUUAGAUCUCAAUCUCGCCGGCAUGGCUCUGAACAAGCAGAGCCCGUCGCCCUUCGAGAGCAAAUGGCUAUUCCUCUUGGAAACUUCUUUAGAAGGUCUGUUACAUUCUCGUUCUUCGGCGCUUCAAUCUCGGUGGGCCAAAAGAACUGGAGGUGGGUUCAACCGAAAGGCCAUCGUUCGGCUGGCCGGCCUUCUACUCGUUGUCUACGUGUCUAAUCGGCUUCAAUCACAUUCCGUCGUCUCUGACAUCUGCCUCCAAACUGUUCCAACUGGAAUGUUCAAUCUCAUGGGCAACAAAGGAUCGGUGGGAGUGCGUUUGACUGUCUACAACCAUUCCAUUUGUCUUCUCAACUGCCACUUGGCUGCUGGGACUGCGAAUUGUGAGAGGAGGAACCAGGACUACGGAGAAAUUGCGAGGAAAAUGAUCUUCGAAAGGCGCUUGCCUAAUGAACCACCUCAGUAUGUUCGGAUAAAUGACCACGACCAAGUGUUCCUCUUCGGCGAUCUCAACUAUCGAGUAGCAGGAUUAGAAUUGGCGGAAAAUCUGGCCGCCAUAUCUCGUAGGGAUUACUCUCUUCUCUUGAAGUUUGAUGAGUUACUGACCCAGCAGUCACUUGGUCAAACUCUUCAAGGUUAUCGCGAAGGUAAUAUUGGAUUUGCGCCAACGUACAAAUUUGACCUCACGUCAAAUUCGUAUUCUACCGUAGAUGGACGAGUGCCAUCAUACUGUGAUCGAAUUCUUUGGAAAGGAAAAUAUGUGGAGCAGAUUAGCUACCGAUCUCAUGAGGUCUUUCGACUAAGCGAUCACAAACCUGUUUCCGCCUACUUUAAGAUUGGCGCACGAUGUGUCAAUCCAAGACUCUUCACACGGGCUUAUGAGGCUGGAAUUCGAUGUCAAGAUCUCUACUACAAUAUGCUUCUGCCUCAGGCAACCCUUAGCACUCAGGAAGUUGAUUUUGGACCUGUGCUUUUUGAGGACAUUCGACAGGCAACCAUCAGCCUUACUAACACGGGUCAUGCUAGUCUAGAGUUCACAUUCUCCCAAGAAGGUGCAGCCGCAUUUCCGCCUUGGUUACACGUCUCUCCACCGAAAGCAAAAGUUGAGAGAGGUGAAACGUCUGCUUAUAUCAAUUUCAGAAACGCUCAAUUCCGAUCUCUUCUUAUCAAUGUGUAUUUAUUCGCUACAGGUGAAUCUUGUGAAAUUCAGGUAGACGUUUGCGUUAGUCCUGACGUGGUAUCUUCAGUUCAAAGUGGUGCUGUUCCACUCUCUUGUAUCAUCGUCCUAACACUUGUCGGAGGAAAAGAUUUCUUUGUUUCAAUCACUGGAAGAUUUGUUCCAACAUCCUUUGGAUUACCCCUCACCCUUCUUCUUAAACUUCCUACCUCACCCGUAGCCUUAAUAAAUCCAGAGAAACUUACGCAGAUGGUUCGUGAAUCUCGAAUGGGAAAUUGGAAUGAAGGCGAACCGAGCGUUUUAUCCAAUUCAAGUAAAUCCGCCUUUACUGUACCGAAGGAGAUUUACCGAUUAGCUGAUUUCAUUAUCGCACGAGUUGAAGAGCCAGAGCUUUUCCGGCAACCCGAACAACGUUCAGACCUAGCUGUAAUUAGAGACACAUUGGAUACAACAAAACAUGAUGUCACCAUCCCUCCCUCCGUUAGCGUACAUUCUGUGAUCUACAGCCUGCUUGUUUUCCUCAGUGCUUUACCUGAACCAGUUAUUCCAUUCGCAUUUCAAGGCCAGUGUCUCGCAGCAGCACGCCAGUUGAGUGCAUCGAUGGCUCCUACUGCGGGAGCAAGCAACGGCAACGUGAUGGCUGUCUAUCAAGCCAUUGCUCGGUUGCCGAUUGACCACCAAAACCUCUUCUUUUACCUCGUAUCUUUUAUCAAACGUUGUCUCACUUUUAGCUCUACAAACGGAACGAAUGUCGACAUGCUAGCGUCCACUUUUGCUGAUUUGAUGCUUCGAGAACCACCGUACAUUUCCGCAUCACCUAAAUCCCAACCUUUGCAUCAGGAUGCUCAAACACGACGGAGUCAGCAACAGUUAGCUCAAGCUCGACAGGAACUGAAAACUCUCUUCUUAAAAACCUUCAUCACCAGUGACACAGAGGAAGUUAUCCGACGACUGAAGCAAAUUUAA
Messenger RNA from Rodentolepis nana, 2181 nucleotides. The record is from the annotation of a GenBank genome assembly. NCBI's taxonomy places the organism in Eukaryota, Metazoa, Platyhelminthes, Cestoda, Cyclophyllidea, Hymenolepididae.